AUGAACUCGGCAGCCAUUUCUUUCGAAUCGAAAAUUGCCCUGGCCUUGAGUGGUUCGAGUUGGCAGCAACUACAGGGUGACAGUGCUGUGGAGCCCACCAUUGUGGCCGAAGAUGGCAUUGACUCCGAUUCGGACGGUGGCGAUGCCGUUCUGGAGAUUCCUGCAGAAGAAGUGAUCGAUCCAGUCGUACUUGAGAAACGCAGGAGAAAAAUGGAGCGCUUCAACAGCACUAUUGCAAGAGAUGCAGGACAUGUUGUAGAGACAAUCGAAAAGACCGCGCUCAUCCCGGUACCAGAGCCAGUAGUAUGGGACGAGGAACCGGAGCUGUUAUGUUGCUACAACUGGCAGGCUGCGGAAGACGGUACCAAUACAAUAUUCGUCCCCGGCGAGCCAGCAAAAUGGCAACCGCCAAGUCUGCCGCAAACUGUCGAAAAGGAUAGUGGCUGGGAUUCCAACGACUACAACUACGCUCGCCAACCGAAAAAUCCGUACCUGCCGAUGUUCAAUGCCCUCCGGGUCAUGUCACCAAACACCACUUUCCACAACGUCGACGUUCUCGCAGAUCGCAACAAUCUCCGUGUGUUGUUGGAAUUUGCUCAGGGCAAGAACAACGCACCUCUCCGGCUCAAUCUUUAUUUAGUCUUCAAUACACUCGUUAUCGUGCGCAGAGAGUCACGGUGGUGGAAACGUUCAGACGGGCGGAGUUGCGGGUUCAGCUUCGAGCGAGCCUUCACAAAGAAAACUGAAGAUAUGGAGGACGCAACGAGUCACUAUCGAGCCAUACGAUAUGCAAUGGGUCCUCUCAACGUCGUCUGUCGCUUCGAAGCAGACGCAUACGACGACGGAAUCAUUCCCGACGAUCUCACACAGACCGAAGCAGCAGCGGUGAGCGGAAGCUCACACGUGAACCCUCCAAGGUUCAAUUACAACGCGCCAAUUCGGGUUCUGCAGAAAGGCCAUAUCGUGCCAACAGCCCAGAUACUUGAGCUCAAAACUCAUACUUAUAACCCAUUGGGAUCAGGGUUGGUCCCAUGUCAAGAUCAGCUCUGGUUCGGUCGUACAUCGUUGCUUUACACGGCACCCUACGAGAAAGGUACCGGUAUUGUGUCCAGGAUCAAGCAUGAAGUCGCAACUGCGAGGCUGAAGACAUGGGAGCAGAACCAGCAGGAACCAUUGCGGAAACUUGUUGCUCUGCUUAUACGCCUGAGAGAUGUCCUGAAGCGAGAGAAUCGGCCGAAUCGAGCUUUGGUACUUGUGAGGGAAGAGAAGGGCGGGCCAAUUUUAUUGCAUCCGGGCACCUACCGCUUUGACAGCUACGAGAACGGCAAGCCAAAAUGGGCGCCUGGCAAAGACGACAAGAGAGACUACCGCGACUAUCGCGAUAGCCGAAGAGGCGAUCACCGCCGUUCUCGCAAGGAGAGGCCUGUCGACGAUGCGCCGCCGCCGCCAUAUCCCAACAACCCUCCACCGCCCCCGCAUGGCGCCUAUCCUCCACCGCCUCCACCAGGGCACGAAGGAUAUCCUCCGCCGCCUCCCCCACCACCGCCGGGAAUGGAGGGCAUGCCACCUCCACCACCUGAAUCUAUGCCACCACCACCCAGAGAAGAACGCGACCCUCGUGGAGCCCGACCACGUCGCCAUCGCAGGCAGCCGUCCUACUCGUCCGACUCUGACUCCGACUCUCCACCACCCCAACCUCGACGUAAGCAUCGCGACGAUCGCCGCGACGACCGCCCCCGCCGACCCAGGCACGAGGACACCUACGACUCAUACGACGAGCACUAUCCUCCUCGCAGGCCUAAAGACGAUGGUCGCCGUGACCGCGACGGCUACAAGUCCGAAGGCUACAAGUCUGACCGCCGCCGCAAAGACAAGGAUCCCUACUACGAGGACCGCGACCGCCGUGACAGGCCCCGUGACGAUCGUAGACGCCGCGAUGACCCGUACGACAACAAAUACGACGACAUGUUCAACAGCAAGCCGCGUCGCGACUCUCGCUACGACGAUGGAGGUCGCGACAGGCGCAGUCGAUACGACGACGAUGAUCGCUACGACGACCGCCGCAGGAGUGGUAGAGGUGGAGGCGGCAAGCCGGGAAAGCCUGGACAGCCGGAGUGGCAGAGGCAGGCUAUGGGCAUGUUCAAGGACUAUGCCCUACCUAUCAUCAAGAAAGAGGGCGCCAAAUAUGUGCAGAAGCAGAUGGCCGGUGGCUUUGGAAGGCGCUGA
This is a messenger RNA of Alternaria ventricosa, 2226 nucleotides long. RefSeq lists its product as uncharacterized. The transcript has 4 exons. The coding region runs from base 1 to 2226 and encodes 741 amino acids. Lineage: Eukaryota; Fungi; Ascomycota; Dothideomycetes; Pleosporales; Pleosporaceae. The record is from RefSeq and is a predicted model, not a curated record.